AUGGCUGAUAGUCCGAGUAAGGGGCAGCAUCUGCAGGUGCUGGCGCGUGGCCCCCAGAAGCACAUCAGCGACCUGCACCGCUUCGCCCUGCUUCUCGUCGGCUCCUUCGGCACUAUCUGCGGCUCCUUCGGCUACGCCUUCACCCUGGUUCUGCCAAGGAUGCAGGAGCGCUACAACCUCUCGCAGCGCGACUUGGCCUCCGUGACGACUGUCGGCCUCGUGUUCGGAUUCUUCAUGCUCCCCUUUGGCACUCUGUACGACUACCUUGGACCGCUGCCGGUAGCGAUCUUGUCCAUGAUUUCCUACCCGCUCGGUGCCAUCCUGACGGCGCUGUGCUUUGAGGGCGUGAUAGAGGGCAACACACUGCGGCUUUGCGUCUUCAAUUCUUUCCAGAGCGUGGGCAUGUCCUUGACCGACAUUGUGUGCUGCAUGACGGUGCUGUCGUACUUCCCGUCGAACCGUGGCUCCGUGAUUGCGCUGCUCAAGACGUUCCCCGGCCUGGGCUCUGCAAUCGUCGGCUCCUUCUUCGCCGGAUUCUUUAACGAGCAGGUCUCGCAGUACUUGUACUUCCUGGCUGUCUUCGCCUUUCUCACGAACACAACCUGCGCCCUCGUGAUGCGGCUGCCCCCCUACCACCUGACCGGGUACCAGGAAAGCCAUCUGAGCGAGGAGGAGAAGGAGCGCCGCCUGGCGACGAAGACACAGUACCUGAAGCAGAUGCCGCCGAUGCGGCGCUUCAUCUUCGGCCUUGUCAUACUCGUCAUCUUCAUCAUCUACCUGCCGACGACGUCCGCGCUCGUGGCGUACUUAAAUUUGGGCAGGCCUCACAAGCUUGGGUUCGCGAUUGGAACGACUGUGCUGACGGUGCUGUACAUGCUGAUCGCCGUUCCGCUGCCCGCAUGCCUGACGCGGCAGUUCGCGCGCCGUAAGAGUGAGAACGUGAGCAACGACGACAUGAGGUACGACCGCCGGACGAACGGUCACCGCUCGUUGGACAAGGAGCCGUUCCGCGCUGAUGCGGACGUUUUCGCAGAGAAGAGUACCGUGGCUAUGCUCGAGGAGCCCGUCGAGAGCGAUGGGCAGCAGGCAGUUUGUGUGCCCGUGGAGACGGAUGUGGACUACGUUGCACCACAGUACCAGGGCACGUUCCUGCAGAACCUGUGCACGCUGGAGUUGUGGGCUCUGUGGUGGACUAUGCUUACCGUGGUCGGCGCUGAGUUCGUGAUUAUCUACAACGCGACGUUCAUCUUGGGUGCGCUGCAGGGCAGCAUGCCGGCGCCAUCUCUCACUGCUCUGCUGACGGUACUCAAUGGCGUGGGCAGCGCUGUGGGCCGGCUGCUGAUGUCCUACUUCGAGGUCUGGUCGCAGAAGCGCAAGGCUGAGGACCGCGUGCCGAUCACGAUUGCGCUGUUCUUCCCGACUUCCACCAUCAUCAUUAGCAUCGUGCUAUUCCUUUCGCUGCCUGCUGCUGCGCUCCCGCUGCCGUACGUGAUUGCCGCGCUCGGUAACGGCUUCUGCGCCGCCUCCCAGAUUCUGGUGUCCCGCACGAUCUUCGCGAAGGACCCCGCGAAGCAUUACCACUUCUGCUUCAGUGCGACGAUGGCUGCUAGCGUCGUGCUGAACCGUUUCCUGUACGGCGAGUGGUACACGGUGCAGGCGGAAAAGCAGGGCAGCAAGCGCUGCUUCGGCAGGCACUGCGUAAUGAUGCCGCUGUUAGUGAUGCUCGGGCUCGCGACCAGCGCCUUCAUCACGGACGUGAUAGUGCACUUCCGCUACCGCUCAUUCAGCCGGCGUGUCCUGAUGGAGCGGGCGCGUCUGCGCGGCGAGGUUGCCGACACCGAGAAGGAGAGGCCCGCGGGGGCUGAGGUGGUGGCGGAUGAUCUGGAUGUGAUCCGUGGUUCCAAGAACCGUCCCCGCGGCGUGUAG
Molecule: messenger RNA, 1926 nt
Organism: Leishmania mexicana MHOM/GT/2001/U1103
Lineage: Eukaryota; Euglenozoa; Kinetoplastea; Trypanosomatida; Trypanosomatidae
Exons: 1
Coding region: 1-1926 (641 amino acids)
Biological process (GO): transmembrane transport
Cellular component (GO): membrane
Molecular function (GO): transmembrane transporter activity
Source: RefSeq, a predicted model, not a curated record